This is a messenger RNA of Pseudo-nitzschia multistriata, 1078 nucleotides long. The record is from the annotation of a GenBank genome assembly. NCBI's taxonomy places the organism in Eukaryota, Bacillariophyta, Bacillariophyceae, Bacillariales, Bacillariaceae.
CCUUGAUGUUUCGUUUCGUUUCGUUUUCCUUUGCUUUGCUUUGUACUUUGUACUUUGUACUUCGUACUUCGUUUCGUUUCGUUUACGGGAACAGAGUUGUUGCCCCCCGCAUUUCCAUCGCUUCGAGGAAAAAAAAAAACAACUCAUUCCAGGCACCGAACGCAAAGCGAUCCGCCCAGAGGCCGAUCCAGCUCUCUCCUCUACUUGCACAGCAAUGAUGCAGACCGGUACUUGUGCUCCCAUGGAUGCUUCUUCUCCUCCUCGUCCUCCUUCCCCGCGGCAUCCGGAGAGUCCUUCCGCUGCCCCGGGUCCCGCGGAUAGUCUUGGUUGCGGGAACGAUCGUUCUCCCGACGCCCCGCUGCCGUCGCCGCUSGUUCGUUUCGAGGCGCGGUACUACCUAACCUCGCCGAGGCACCGGUCCCUCUUUGUCCGGCAGCGCUGCUACGUGCACUAUCGGGCYACCUACGGGCGRUGGCCGGCGCCCGGSGCCCGCCGUGGGCUCCCUCCGGCYCGCAACGACGGAGACAACAGCGACGGCGACAACAGCGACGUCUUCCUCGGCCACAACCCCUGGAAGCGGUCGCCGCCGCGGUCGCCCCUGGUGCGCCAGGAUGCCUUUCGAUCCGGUGGGCCCCCCGGAAGCCCGGACUACAGAAGUGCAUACAGAAGUGCAUGCAGAAGUGCACACAGAAGUGCACACAGAAGUGCACCCAGCGAUGCAUACAGCCGCAGCGCCAGCGGGGCCCGCCGCCGGAGGGAUCCCGGGCAAAACGGCCAGAGACGCGACGGCGGCACCCGGCUCUUGGCGGAAGGCGUCCGGAAACAGCCGGCGCUCGGCGCGUGCGGCAGGGCCCGGCUUCGGUUGCCGGCAGGGAAUGCCCUCUCCGGUGUCUCUCCGCUCCGGCACCAAAGCGGCGCGCGUGGUGGCUCGCCGAACGGUCCGCCCGGGGAAGGCCCUGCACAAAAGCGUUGGUUCUUCGAUCCACUCAUAUCCAAAACCUCCGCCAUGAACAACUUUUUGGAAUAGUUGCUCACUUGUCGUCACGCCAAGAAGAAGAAAUCAAUUUCUCACUACACC